Messenger RNA from Malus domestica (apple), 2410 nucleotides. NCBI's taxonomy places the organism in Eukaryota, Viridiplantae, Streptophyta, Magnoliopsida, Rosales, Rosaceae. The record is from RefSeq and is a predicted model, not a curated record.
CAAACAAAAAAGGAAGAAGCUUUUCUCAGUUCGUACCUGUACAAAUUUUCCCACCAAAUUGAAAACCCAGAUACCAAUUGCUACCAACAGCAAUGGCCUCUCCUACGCCGGACGCAGCGACCCUUUCAACCCUCUUGGCAGCCAUUGACAUGGGCACCAACUCCUUCAAGCUGCUCAUAGUCCGAGCAUACCAAUUCUUCACCAUCGACCAAUUCAAAGAGCCGGUGGUUCUCGGCCGCGACACCAUCUCAUCGUCAUCAACACCAACCCCUUUUGCCCUCUCGCACCACUCCCACCUCCUUGCUCUCGAAUCCCUCAAAAAGUUUCAGAAAAUCCUGAAAUCCUACAAAACCAGCAAACCCCAUGUCCGCUGCGUCGCGACCGCUGCCGUGCGCGAAGCCGUGAACAAAGCUGAGUUCUUGGAAUGCGUGAGGGAGGAGGUGGGUUUGGAGGUCGAUGUGCUGCCCGGUGAGGAGGAAGCUCGGCUGGUUUAUCUGGGUAUGGUGCAGUUUUUGCCGAUAUAUGAGAAAUUGGUGCUGGGUGUGGAUAUCGAAGGUGGGUCUACUGAGUUCGUGAUUGGAAAGGAAGAUGUCGUUUUGGGGUCUUCGUUGAAGCUGGGGCAUGUUAAUUUAACCCAAAAGUUUGGGGCCAGUGAAGGGAAUGCUGAAAUUAUGAGGGACCAGAUCAGGUUGGUGAUUCAGGAAUCUGGGUUGGUUGAAAAGAUUCGAUCUUGCGGCUUUGAAGUCGUUGUGGGGUCUUCCGGUACGAUCAAGGCUGUUGAGAAGGCGGUCCUUUUCGGAUAUAGCAAUGUGAGCAAUUUGCUGUAGGUGGGCAAUUUGGUUUCUUUUGGGGAUGGCAAGAGGGAUUGGAAGCUGAGCAGAGGAGAGGUGAAGGGUGUUGUGGGGAGUUUGUGCGGCGGAGGAGAGGGGGAGAGGGUUAGGAAGGGGAAGUUUUAUAAAGGGUGGUCGGAGUUUAUGGUUGCAGGGGAAGUGCUGUUGGAGGGGAUAUUUGAGGUGCUUGGAAUUGAGGAGAUGGAGGUUUCUCGUUAUGCAUUGGCAGAAGGGGUUGUUGCAGAGAGUUUGGCAAAGGGUAGUGAGGGUUAUGAUUUGAAUGCCAAUUGAAAAUGGUCGUCUGUCAUGCGGCUUACAAUGAGGUUUAAUGGCAAGAAGAGGAUGAGAGCUGCUGCAUAGUGUGUUGAUAUUGCAAAGGAUCUUGAAUAUCUUGAAGCUGCAUGUGUGCUCCACAAUAUUGGGAUUUCCGUCGGCAAAAAGGGUUACCAUAAGCAUUCUAGUUCUAUCAUAACGGGCAAUCAUCUUCAUGGUUAUAGUACUGAGGAGGUCAAGCUGAUAGCACUACUUGCAAAACACCACAGGAAGAACUUACCAAACUUUGACCAUGUAUCCUUCAAGGAGUUUCCAGAACAGGUCAAAAAGAAAUUCAGGUUUCUAUGUGCAAUUAUCUGUACAUCUGCUGCACUACAACAACAUUGACUCAUAGGUUUCCAACAUCUGGAGAUCUCGCAUUCUCAAGAAGGUUUUAGAAUGGCAUGCAGUAGCAUAAAAGAUCAAAAUUAUCCACCUGGCAUUGUCCAGACUCUAGCUGAGGAUAUUGGAGAUGAACUAAGGCAAGAGUUAGCGCACUUUAAAAUGGCAUUCCAAGAAGAAUUGUACAUUGUCAUUCCUUCAAGUGCUUCAGAAUGAUCUGAGAGAGGAAUAUAUCGGCAGAAAUGGUGUUUUGUGAUGUCCUGAGAAAAUUCAUAUACUCCUCAAGUUCGGCCUAUUCAAGGCGUUGAAGCCAUGGAAGGCCAAAGGACAGUCACGUUGCGCAAGUGGAAGGAUAUCCCUUACGAACCAUUGACACAGAGCUCGUGGCCUGAACUUGUGUCGAUAGAGAUUCAUUUUGCCAACUGACCCGGGUUCUAUUCAAAGUCUGAAAUAGAGCACUUGCCGGAGAAUUGGGAGGUAACCAUACUCGAUCAUGAAACCCGUGAAUUGGGAGGUAACCAACUGACGCGGUUCUAAUGACACUCUUGAAUCGUAUUCUUCAGCUUCUGCCAAUUCACAAGGAUGCGAAAUACAAUGAGUCGGGUUUACCAUACUCCCUCAUUAAAAUUUAUUUUCUUAAGCAAUCUCAUGAUUCGGUUUUUCGGUUUUCUGUUGUUUCCUUAAUCUUCACAAUGCGACUCCAAUGAGUGGCAGCCUAGUAUGAGAGUGGUGUGGAUGAUCUAGAGGCCAUUUCAGAUGUUUAUGUAUGAAGAGGUUCUGUUGUUUCCUUAAUCUUCACAAUUACUAAACGCUGUCGUUUUUGGUUUCUAAUUUAUUGCCAUGACAGAAUUUAUCAUAGGCAACAAGGCCCAGAUGGGCAAUGUCUUAAAAUGUAAAGUGUCCGUUGUGUGGUUCCAAAGGCCAAU